Messenger RNA from Diatraea saccharalis (sugarcane borer), 2114 nucleotides. The record is from the annotation of a GenBank genome assembly. Lineage: Eukaryota; Metazoa; Arthropoda; Insecta; Lepidoptera; Crambidae.
AGUAUAUAGCGCGGCGGGUGACCGACCGGCUGAUUCAAAUGCACAGACAUCUUCAUCAUGAUAUCGUGUGGCUAUUUAGAAGAUGUAGAUAUUGAUGAGAUACCUUUAUGUGUAUUGCAAUUGCAACAAAAUGUGUGUAGUGGAGAUCCACCGGACGAAAUAUAUGAUCAACCCCCACCUGGUUCUCCGCGAACGGCGCCAGUCUCGAGAUCUCCAAUAGACUUGCAAGAAGACAUCGGUGUCGGAUCACUAGUGGAAGUAGCUACCGAUGUUGAUCAACACUAUUACGGCGUUGUCAGAUGGAUUGGCAUAAUAGAUGACACUGCGACAGCGGGCGUAGAAUUGGAACAGAGCGUGUGCGGUUUGGGGGACGGUUCGCGCGGCGGUAGUCGCCUGUUCACGUGUGCACCGGGCCGCGCGCUGUUCGUGCCGCUGCCGUUGUGUAGACGGGACGCACGGUUCCGUGACACGCCGCCGCCGGACCGAUUAGAUUUGCACGAUGCCGAAGACUUCGAACAGCCUGAUUGCCCAGUAGUGCCUGGUAUCGUUCCUCCUUUGACUUCCCUGGGCGAAUUAGCCGGGAAGAAUCGUGGUAUACAAGGGCACCAUAACUCAUGUUACCUGGACGCUACGCUCUUCGCUAUGUUCACAUUCACCAGCGUCUUCGAUGCAUUACUUUACCGGCCACCAGAAGCAGAGGAUUCGCCGCACUAUUCAGAAGUACAGAGAGUGUUGAGAGAAGAAAUAGUGAACCCUUUGCGUCGGCACGGGUACGUGCGCGCCGACCGCGUCAUGAAGUUGCGUACGCUACUCGAGAGACUUUCUGACGUGCCGGGACUCACGUGCGAAGAGAAAGAUCCCGAGGAGUUUUUAAACGGAUUAGUUGCACAAUUGCUGCGAGCAGAGCCAUUUCUAAAGCUUUCUUCAGGGCAAGAAUCUUAUUGUUACCAGCUUUUUGUUGAGAAAGACGAGCACGUUUCAUUGCCUACCGUUCAACAACUGUUGGAGCAGUCUUUCGCGACAUCUGGUGUUAAACUUAGCGAGGUUCCGGCUGCAUUUAUUAUCCAAAUGCCGAGAUUUGGAAAACAAUAUAAACUUUAUCAGCAAGUAUUACCGUCGCCACUUUUGGAUGUCACUGACUUAAUAGAGGGCCUACCGCGUCAAUGUACCGUGUGCGGCGGUCUCGCGCGGUGGGAGUGCGGGUCGUGCGCGGGCUCGGGCGGCGGCGCACUAGAAGGUGGCGCCCUCUGUACCUCAUGUCUGAGACUAGCGCACGCCACGCGACCACAUCACAAGGCAACACCACUAACGGUGUGCGAAGAGUUUGUAAAUGUACUCGAAACAUACCCGGUGCCGAGGGUUUAUAUGGAACUAUUUGCUGUACUCUGCAUUGAAACAAGUCAUUACGUGGCUUUUGUGAAAGCUGGCGUCGGUCAUGAUGCACCCUGGUGUUUUUUUGACUCUAUGGCAGACAGAAAAGGCGAACGCAACGGUUACAACAUUCCUGAGAUAGUAAGUAUUGAGGAGUUAGGAGCCUGGUUGGGAGAGGAAGGGGCUCGUACGUCUCAUUCAACCCCAUCAUCGCCGCACGCUUCCAGACUUCUAGCCGACGCGUACAUGUGCUUCUACCGCAGUCCUGACGUCGCAAUGUACCGAUAAUAAUAACGAGUUAAAAUUCACCUACUCGCUACUUAAUAUGAACUACGCUGUGGAUAAGGCAGGGUUCGCCGAUAAAUAUCAACGGAUAUAUAUUAAUUGAUAUUUAUUUAUUGUUAGUAUUGAGUCUCAGAUAGAAAAUUAACCAACCCGAUGUGACGCUAUUAAAUUAAGCCAAUAGCGACUUAUCAUAUGCAUGAUAUAUAUCGGAUUAUUGCGGACCCUAGGAUAAGGCCUAGAUUUUAUUAAUGACACUGUAGACAACUUUAACGAGCUGAAAUUGGAACUGUAUACUACCGUGAAUUCCGAAGUAAAACACUUAAUUUGACAGGGCGUAUAAACCCUUACUUGUAAAGUGAACAUAUACUAUACAUCAAGAUUUUUCCUAUUAAUUACAUAGAAAAGAAAAUAUGAAGAUAACAAGUAAUUUUUUAUUAUAAUCGUGCAAUACACAAGGU